Molecule: messenger RNA, 669 nt
Organism: Diaporthe citri
Lineage: Eukaryota; Fungi; Ascomycota; Sordariomycetes; Diaporthales; Diaporthaceae
Exons: 1
Coding region: 1-669 (222 amino acids)
Source: RefSeq, a predicted model, not a curated record
AUGGCGGAGAGAAAUGAGGUGAUUGAUUUCCUCGUGAAGCUGCCUGUUCACGACCAAGAAGCAUGCGGAAAGCAGGUCACGCUCGAGAUCUCGAGAGACAAGAGACUGCUGGGGAGACUCAACCAGGCGGUCAGCAGUCUCCGAAGGCGCUGUGGGGUGUGUUUGGUUUCGGCGGCGAAGAAGGCAAAAAUACCCCCAAAUGAGGCACGGGGUGACACCAAGUUGCAAAAAACCAAUGUGUCCCACGAUACACCGGCUUCUCUGACAUCGCCGUCUUCCAACGAGUCACCGGAAGCUCAAGCCUCGGAAACACUUUUUCAUCCACAGAAUGCUGAACCAAAAUCGUCGGAUCCAGAAAUGUCGCCGUCGUGCCCUUUGAACGAGCCACUAGACCAACCCUCGAACCAUACAAUCCCAGCCCCACAGCUACACCAGCCCGGCAGCAUCAACGACGAAUCUAUGGUAGUCCUCGCCGCUGCUUCUAUUAGCAGCUAUGAAGACUACUUCUCUGGAUUGCUGGCAACAGCAGUCAGUGGAUACCAAUACAUUCAAUUAGCCGCGGCUGCCACGGAAUCUGCCCAGGAUGUUCACUCCUUAGUCAUUGAGGUGGUGCCAGACAAGAUCAAACACAUGGCUAAGGUGCUUUGUGGGGCCCAUUUUGGAAAAUGA